GAUCCAUCAACUUGUCUACGCAACUGACUAAGUCAUCGCAAGUAGUACUUCAGGGGAACGACCAUCGUCGCAAGGGAAAGAUGCCUGUCCAGCUACUAGACGGACGCGUGGUUCUUUCCCAUCCAAAGGACGCAUCUCUCGAGGUUCUACUCUUCGGUGCUACCGUCACAUCGUGGAAGGCUGGAUCGCACAGAGACCCACAACCUUCCGAGCGGCUAUUCUUAUCAUCUAAAGCCGUUCUUGAUGGUUCCAAGCCAGUUCGGGGUGGCAUUCCCAUCGUGUUCCCAUGCUUUGGUCCACCGGUCCAUCCCGAACACUCCCGCCUCCCUCAACAUGGCUUCGCUAGAAGCGAACUUUGGAAGUUCGACAGCGUCGUCAUGGAUAACGAUGCUGGUGUCUCCGUGAGGUUGACUCUGGAACCAACGCCGGAGAUUGCAGCCAAAUACAACCGACCAUUUCAUCUGGCAUACGUGCUCACUCUGGCGGAACAUCAAUUGAGCGCAGCCCUUCACGUCACUAACACCUCGACUUCUGCCGACUUCCCCACUGAUAACCUUGAAUUCCAAGCCUUGUUUCACACUUACAUCCUCGCUCCUGCGGAUCAAGUUCUCAUCUCCCCGUUGCAAAACGUCAGGUAUUAUGACAAGACAGCAGCGGCCGAGGAAGACCGAAACUUGGCGAGGGUGGAGUCCAGGUUAGGGGUCGAUGUCCUCAAGCUCACCGAUUCCGUCUACGAGGAUGCACCACAGAUAUACGACGUAACAUGGCCUGGUGGAGGAUUAGAGAUAAAAACAAAUGCUUUGAAGGAUGUUGUCAUUUGGAACCCGCAAAGGGAUGCUGGAAGUAGAAUGGCAGACAUGGAGCAUGCCGGGUGGGAAAGGUUCGUCUGCGUCGAACCGGGUUAUGUGAGGGGAUUCGCAAAGGCAGAGCCCGGAAAGACGUGGAUUGGACAGCAAGUUCUCUCCGUAAUCCAGGAAGAAAGGAGAAUCACUUAAUGUUGGUUGUUAUAUUGGACGGAGUGUGGCCAUUUGUACAGAAGCAGGCAGUUUUUUGUGAUAGGAAAUAUUUGUUGUGUCGAUCAAGUUGUGGUUCUACCGAUGACUAAGCAGGAAACGGUUAACAUCUGACAGAUGCAUCCAGUCAUUGUACCUUCAUUCCUUGCUCCGU
Messenger RNA from Pisolithus orientalis, 1167 nucleotides. Its product is annotated as galactose mutarotase-like domain-containing protein. Lineage: Eukaryota; Fungi; Basidiomycota; Agaricomycetes; Boletales; Pisolithaceae. Bases 81 to 995 code for a protein of 304 amino acids. The transcript has 4 exons. Gene Ontology annotation, molecular function: isomerase activity; carbohydrate binding. The record is from RefSeq and is a predicted model, not a curated record. Gene Ontology annotation, biological process: carbohydrate metabolic process.